CUUCUACCACAAGCUUCAGCAUGGCAGUACCUCUCACCACUUUUUCUGGUCAGAGGGCAGAAAUGAGUGUCCUGGAAACCAAUCGAUACUUGCGCUCCCAGCUGGAAGAAAGCAAACAGAAAUUCCUAGAUCUCACAGAGAAAUACCUCACAUCCACAGCUAUGGCUUACUGCCUGGCCAACCACCUGCAGAAACACAAGUGUGAAGAGUACAAAGACCUCAUUGAAUCCGUGCUGGAGGAGGAGCUGCAGUACAAGGAGAGAAAGCUGGUGGAGAAGAGAACAGCUGCAAGGCUCGGGAAAUAUGAUCCCCUAAUUCAGGCUCAAGCCCAAGAACUGACCAACUUACGGCAAAAGAUACAGGAAGGGAGAAGUUUCUGCUACCUUUUCACCCAGCAUGUGAAGAACACAGUCAAGUCUUUUGAGGGCCUCCUCAGGAACACUGACAUUGCCCGCUACCAGGGACAGAGACUCUGUGAACAACUGGCCCAAGGAAGCCAGCUGACAGAGAGCCUUGCCAGCAAACUCUCAAGCAAAAAUCAUAAUGGUAAGACAGAUGAAGACACACAAGAGCUACUGGUCCCCAGCCUCAGCAGGAAUGUCCAGGAGGCGGAGCUGAAGGACUCACUAGAUGAACGGUAUUUGACUUACUUCAGCUGCCAUGAUUCUCAUCAGCCUCUCAGCAGCAACACUUUCCUGUUUGAUGAAUGGGAAGCCACCUCUGCUCUGGAUGUAGCCAAAGAUGAGAUCCAGAACCUACAGCAGCACCUGAGGGAAACUCUUUUCAUCAAUGACUGCUUGCGAGAAAAGUUGGAAUAUCAUUUCAGCAUCUUUGACCAAAGAAAUGGAUGCAACUCCAACCUCUACAGGCAGAUCCUAGAUUCCAUUGCCCAGCUGUAUAAUGAAAACAGAAUCCUCUGGGAAGAAUACCAGAGACUUCCUGAUUGCCUGAAUCAUACUUCCAGAGGUAACAACUAAUGUUGGAAGUAUGAAAAGUUCCUGUCUAAUUUCAACAAAGCUUAGUCACAAACCGUUCCCCAAUUGAUGAGAAAAAUGAAAACAACAAAACAAGUGAAAAUCCAAAUCUAAAAGCAAGAGGGCUCCACCUCUAAGAACCAAAUUUUACACCCACUCCAGAGUUUUACUCCAAAUGAAUAGUGUGAUUGCAGAAAUCACAGCCCUUCAGCCUGCAAAGGUGAUAACUUCCUAAGGGACCCUAUGCCAAGAUUCACAGAUAAUCUUGAAAGGCCGGCCGUCCCUUUUCCUUCCCCAGCCCCAUCCUAUGUACGACUGGAGUCUAUGGUAGGUAGCUGGAGGAGAAUAAGUCAGAAUAAUGCCCCUGCAGACUGUUCAUCAGCUCUCCAGCAUAUGCCCAUUUUCCUUGCAGGAUGAGGUUUUAGACACCUCUCAGAAUAAAGUUUAUUUUUUACUCA
Lemur catta (Ring-tailed lemur) is the source of this 1432-nucleotide messenger RNA. RefSeq names its product NBPF member 12 (gene NBPF12). The record is from RefSeq and is a predicted model, not a curated record. The transcript has 8 exons. NCBI's taxonomy places the organism in Eukaryota, Metazoa, Chordata, Mammalia, Primates, Lemuridae. The coding region runs from base 21 to 977 and encodes 318 amino acids.